This is a messenger RNA of Prorocentrum cordatum, 833 nucleotides long. NCBI's taxonomy places the organism in Eukaryota, Dinophyceae, Prorocentrales, Prorocentraceae. The record is from the annotation of a GenBank genome assembly.
UGAGCAGCGAGAUGCGGCCUGGACGAUCAUACCCUUGCUCUUGGAUGUGCGCCAGUCCCCCUGGCGGCGCCUUCGGCGCAGAUUAAGGGGGUCCCGCGCAGAUGUAAGGACUACGCGCGGACCUCCGAAGGUGUAUGUUUUCGCCGAUGAUGAUUAAAAUUGAUCCGCUUCUGGCCCGUCUGCUUCCGCCGCUUCUCUCCCUUCGCGCUCCCCCAUUCAGCCAGUCGACACGCUUAUCAUACUUCGAUAUCGAAUCCUCUGCGAAACCCCCUCGCAAGGAACCAGCUAACAACCUAAUAAUGCAUUCUCAUACUUGCAGCGCUUGCGCCAGCGCUUGCGCUACCUCCAUCAUCUGCUUCUUCGCACUGUGCGUGGUGCCCGCCGACGCCGCGCAGGGCUACGGAGCAAGCCUCGCCGCCUCGAAGGCGAGGUCGCCCCCAGCGGGCACGCCCGACGCUACCGAGCCUGAGAAUUCCAGGAGCGGGGUCGUCACCAUACCCCUGGACAAGCAGUACGUCCCGGUGGUUCGCAAGAACCACGUGGUGUCCUACAAGACAGCGUAUUUCGGGAAGGUCUCCUUGGGCAUGCCCCAGCAGGGGACCCAAGUCUUCACCGUGCUCUUCGACACGGGCUCUGGCCACUUCUUCCUGCCGUCCGCCGCCUGCGAGACGGAGACCUGCGUGCGCCACAGGCGCUACGAUGCCCGGGCGUCCUCCUCAGCAGUGGACAUCGACCACGAGGGCCUGGAGGUCGCAGCGAACGCGACGGGCCGCGACCAGGUCGCCGUCGCGUACGGCACCGGCGAGAUCGUCGGAGAGUUCGUCCGGGAGACG